CAACGGGUGCGCGCAGGAGUCGGCGCGCCUCCCCGGCGACGCUGUAAAAGGCGGCGCGCCCGUGCCGACACCCUCGGGACGCGCGCCUGCAGCGCGGUUACGCGCAGCCGGCAGGUGCCUGCGUGUGGUGGAACCCUCGCAGAGCAUCCUCCGCUGGGGGUGUGUGGGAGCGCCGCUGUCCACCCCGCGCGCGGCACCUCAUCGUGGACAUCUGAACGUGUGUGUGUGUCUGUGUGUGUGUGUCUCGCUCGGACCCAACACGCUCGGCUGUUUCUUCUCGUCUUAAAUACCUUCGAUUUUGUUUCUUGGCGGCACGACGCGGAACUUGGAGCGCGUCAUGCAUCUUCUCUCCAUGCCAUCGUGGUCCUCGCUGAGGCUCAAGCUCGUCCUGCUCCAUGUGUGGCUCCACAGGGACGCGUGGACGCUGGCCGAUGCCAUCCACCCCGACUGUGCGAUAAUAACGCAGCUCGCCAAAGCCCAGGAGCUGUGCCUGCUGGCCCGCAGGCAGGAGGCCCGAAACUGGACCACAAGGACAGGCUGUCGGACGGAAUGGGACGAGCUCCACUGCUGGUUCCGUGCGGAAGUAGGGCAGGUGGUCAACGCCUCCUGCUCUGAGAUUUCUCAGCUCUUCACAAGCAACCAAGGCUAUGUGUUCCGGAACUGUACCAAAAGCGGCUGGACCGACCUGUACCCUUCAUACGAAGAUGCUUGUGAAUUCCAGGAGUACGAAGUGACGGAGUCAGAGACCUCAUACUACUCAACGUUCCGGCAAGUGUACACUGUGGGCUACGCCACGUCGCUGGUCUCCCUCAUAACAGCCAUCUUCGUGUUGACCGUUUUCAGGAAGUUCCGCUGCACCAGGAACUACAUCCACAUGAACCUGUUCGCGUCGUUCAUCCUGCGAGCCAGCUCCGUCUUCAUCAAGGACGUCGUGCUCUUUGAGGACGAGACCCUCGAUCACUGCUUCAUGUCUACGACUGCAUGCAAGGCCGUCGUGGUGUUCUUCCAGUUCAGCAUCCUCGCAAAUUACUUCUGGCUGCUGGUGGAAGGGAUGUACCUGCAGACCCUGCUGGCCCUCACCUUCGUCUCGCAGAAGAAGUACUUCUGGUGGUACAUCCUCAUUGGCUGGGGUGUCCCGGCUGUGUUCCUCACCAUCUGGGUUCUCACUAGGAACUUCUAUGACAACAGAGGGUGCUGGGAUGACACUGACUACGCAGUAUUUUGGUGGAUCAUCAAGGGUCCAAUAACAGCAUCAUUGUUAAUCAACUUUGUGAUCUUCAUCAAUGUCAUUCGCAUCCUGGUCCAGAAGCUCAAGUCUCCCGGCGUUGGGGGCAAUGACAGCAGCCACUUCAUGAGGCUGGCGAAGUCCACCCUGUUCCUCAUCCCGUUGUUCGGGAUGCACUACAUCCUCUUCGCCUUCCUGCCCGAGAGCAUGGGCGAGGAUGCCAGGCUCUACAUUGAGCUGGGUCUCGGAUCCUUUCAGGGCUUCGGUGUGGCUUUGCUCUACUGCUUCCUCAAUGGAGAGGUGCAGGCGGAGCUGAAGAAGCGCCUGUGCAAGUGGCAGUCCCAAAGCUACCUGAACUUCACCAAGAGGCGGCGGACGCUCUUCACAGAGAGCAGCACCGUCACCCAGAUCUCCGUCCUGGAGAAGCCCAGCCCCAAAGACCUGCUUUUGUCUGAAGGCCACAACAGCGUCUCAUCUGUCUGAACCCAUCUCCUAGCGGUACUGGGACCCCAGCAGAGCAGUUCCCCACGGUCACCUCAGCGGCAGGGGUGAGAAUGGACCACAGAGUGGACACACAGAGACGAUGCUUUCUUUUCUCCAACAAAAAGUGACGCAUUUCUUACUUCUAUGAAUAUUGUAAAGUACAUGCCCAGAGUGCAUCUGCUGCGGUCCACAUGAUACCACACAUUAGGGUAACGGUACUGUAAAUAUUUGCUGUUUGCGUUUUUUGUACACUUGCCAGCCAAUAUCGAAAUGCCACAGUUCUCACUGGGCCAACGAGAGAUCCCCACACAUGAACACGAACUCACGCGUGAACACCGUCCUCCUGGCUGACGGCGACCCUGUAGCCCUGCGCUCUACGUGAUCGAUGUUUCUCCGGCCAAAGUUACACGUGGAGAUACACGCGCAAGUCCUGGUCUUGGGUUCAGAGGUGCGAGUUUGUCCCAGGAUUGGUUGGGGCCAGAAGCAGAACCUGUGCCGCACGGAGGGUUUCCGGUCAGUUGGUCUGCAGUAGUGAUUGUAGCACAGAGGUUGUCAACACUUGUACGUUAUUACGCUUAUGGAAAGGUGGCAGCAGCAGCGUGUGUCGUCAUGUAUGAA
Messenger RNA from Scleropages formosus (Asian bonytongue), 2326 nucleotides. RefSeq names its product growth hormone releasing hormone receptor b (gene ghrhrb). Gene Ontology annotation, molecular function: G protein-coupled peptide receptor activity; peptide hormone binding. The record is from RefSeq and is a predicted model, not a curated record. NCBI's taxonomy places the organism in Eukaryota, Metazoa, Chordata, Actinopteri, Osteoglossiformes, Osteoglossidae. Gene Ontology annotation, cellular component: plasma membrane. The coding region runs from base 338 to 1708 and encodes 456 amino acids. Gene Ontology annotation, biological process: adenylate cyclase-modulating G protein-coupled receptor signaling pathway; cell surface receptor signaling pathway. The transcript is spliced from 13 exons.